Messenger RNA from Phanerochaete carnosa HHB-10118-sp, 480 nucleotides. RefSeq lists its product as uncharacterized. The record is from RefSeq and is a predicted model, not a curated record. The transcript has 3 exons. Lineage: Eukaryota; Fungi; Basidiomycota; Agaricomycetes; Polyporales; Phanerochaetaceae. The annotation marks the transcript as partial.
CGAACAUUUCGAAGCUCAAAAGGCCCUAUUCCCCGCCCUUACGACUACCCAUCUCACCGAGUUUUCGAUACUCAAGAAGAUUUGGUUAGUUCUUGCCUGGACAUGUAUGCAAAUGACUAUGAAUCGGCGAAGGAGCAGGCUUCAGUUCGUGAUGGGUUUCGUUGCAUGGUGUCAAAGUACUUCGACGCGUCAUCCUUCCACCACAGCCCCUACCCUAAACGUACGGUUCUAGUGUCGAAAGGUACGAUGGCCUCUACUCAGUAUUGUCAUAUAAUGUCCGAAGCGUCGGCGGAAGACAACAAUCUGUACGAUCCGGCCCAACGACAGAGGCAUGCGACAAGCGGAUUGACUAUUGUGAGUUCGCUUGGACUCACGGAUCUUGUCUCCAAUUUCUAUGCGGGCGGCACGACUCACGACCUUUCCAGCAUUCUGAUUCUGUGGCGCGAGUUGUAUCAAAGCUUUGAUGGGCUGGAGUUCUGA